Protopolystoma xenopodis is the source of this 2112-nucleotide messenger RNA. The record is from the annotation of a GenBank genome assembly. Lineage: Eukaryota; Metazoa; Platyhelminthes; Monogenea; Polystomatidea; Polystomatidae.
AUGGAUAUUCAUAUUUGUUUGAAUACUGGGCUAUCGUAUCUUUGGCGUUGUCUCGUUAAUUUUUGUUCACCAGAGCCGUGCUUCUCCUCUUUCCUUAUCCCGCUUCUCUUCGCAAUGGAAAUUGGCAUUCCCGUUGAAAUUCAGGGGAAGUAUGGCGAAUAUUACCCGGGUUUCAUAUAUAGUUUGCAAUCUCUGCAGACAUUUUGUGUUCGAAUUUUUGGCACCAAUCCCAACAGCCAGCCUGCCGAACUGUGUGUUCCGCCUUCCGUAUUAAGGCCUCCGGCCGAUGGCCGUAGCCAUUCGAAUGUCAACCCACAAGAUCUUUUAAUCGGCCAAGAAGUGGAUGUCCUAAUUGGAGGAAAAAGAGGGGAUACCUCUUCACAAUCUGGUGGCCUAACAACCGCAUCCCUCGUCUUUUCUUCGUGGUGGACCGGGACUGUAUCCAAAGUUCGCGGAGAUUUCGUUGUAGUAAAUUUAAAUGCGGAGGAUAUAGGAAGCGUUAGCGCUCCUGCUACAGAGGUUAGUACGCUUCCCGAUGGCCGAGUUGAUUCACCAUUAAUGCGCCCAAUCGAGAAAACUGAAAUUGUUGAAAAGGACCAACUGAGAUUGCGUAAUCUUCAGCCAAACUUAAAUCCCAAAAGUUUUUAUACUCAUGUGAUUGAUGUCCCCGACUGCCUUGUUGAUUACUUCCAUGAUCCACAAAACUUCCAACCUCUUGCUCUCAAAUGUGGUUUUCCUGUCCUUGUUUGUCCUGCCCCUGAUGGACUAGUUGCAACAGGUGGUGGAAAGUUGGAUGGUGAAACGUAUAACAAGGCAAGCAGACUCGUCGUUGUAUCAACACAACCUGUAUGCAUUGAACGUGCUGCAUUAAUAGAAAAAGAGUUUAUUAGAAUGUCCAAGAAAAAGAUGCUAUUGAAAAAGCAAAUUGAAGAAAAGUCCGAAAGACUCAAGUCCCACUUUGUCGAAGAGUUUACCGUCCAGAAGGCCUUGCUAUCUCAAGCGAUUGGGAUUCAAAGAUGCAAUAUCCAUCGAGCAAAUGCCGUUCCUGGAAUUCUCUGUGUAGAAGUUGAUCGUGACUCCUGCGUAUUUAAGAUCACUGGGAAGACACGAGAAUCGGUUAAACAGGCUCGCGCCCUCCUUGACUACGCUGUUGAGGUUAUGCAAGUUCCCAAGAUUUAUGUCACUUCCUUGCUUGGGCAUAAUAAUCGAAAUAUUCAAGCCUUAGUUGAUCGAGUUGGACUUGGGCGAAUGGUUGUAGUUAGCGCAAGUGAGGCGACGGUGGAUGAUUGUGUUCCUUUUCGAUUCACUGGGACUCGUCAAGCAAUUAGGGACGCCCGAUUGUUCUUGGAAUUUAACAUUGUUAGUCUUCGAGAAAUCGAUCGAAUUCGCGGCCAUCCAGUGCCAUCACUUACGGACUUGAUGAUUAAAAUAAAAGCAAUCUCAGCUACUGAGGAACAAGAUUACCUUAAAAAUAAUGACGAUACUUUAAGUAAUUCGAAAGUCGCUGACCGCGACAAAGUUGUCCCUGUUAGCGUAAGUUUACAUAGGAGAAAUAGGCCACCUCCACAAAACCAACAUCAGAUUCAAUCUCAUGGGGAGCGAACUAACGGGGCUGGAAUGGAUUGCUCUGGUUCAAACCAGGGUGCUGCGAGUCGGCCCAUUUCAGAGAUAGAUGCAGGUGGCGCCGGGGAUGUUUCCAAUAAUCCUGCCGGGCCGAAUGCCAGCGGAACAAAUAGUUAUAGACGAAAAAGAGGUGUGCGCCGAGGUGGCUACGGAAACGGACCUGCUGGUUUGGGGAAUACUAACAACAAUGCAUUACUUCAUCCCAAUGGAGAUGAGCCCCUACCACCAAGAAAAUCAGUUCCAUCCUCUACGGAUAACUUGGGGUCUCGUCCGAAAUACUCAACGAGCGACACUAUUGAUGCCAAUGGCAACUAUUCCCGCAUAAAUGGACAUGCCUCGGAUCAACGGUCUGAUGAGCCUGGUAUUUGGAAUCGGGGUAGAUCCAACCUCGGAAGCGCCAAUCGCCAAAAACGCCAGCCAAAUAGCAAGGGUUCUUUUGGUGCAUCGAUAAAUGAUAAUACUGCCACUCCAUUUUUGGCUCCGAACUGA